Molecule: messenger RNA, 1149 nt
Organism: Penicillium paradoxum
Lineage: Eukaryota; Fungi; Ascomycota; Eurotiomycetes; Eurotiales; Aspergillaceae
Exons: 1
Coding region: 1-1149 (382 amino acids)
Source: RefSeq, a predicted model, not a curated record
AUGAUUGCUGCAGAGAUCCCCACUCUUCCCGCAGGGGAGUCUCCAGAUCUAAUUCUGGUGCCGGCUUCGGCUGCGGAACGCAUUGCUUCGAUUAAGCUGAAUAGCGUGGCCUGGAAGGGCCCGCUGGAUGUGGAAACUUAUAUAGAACGCGAGAACCAUCUUCUUCGGCAACGCUUGACCCGGGAUGGUUUGACCUGCUGGAUCCUAGUGGACCGCAAUGAGCCCGAGGACCACCGCACGAUCCUCAGCUCGUGCGAGUCUUACCGGAAGACAGCGUUGCUGGCUCACAACGGGAAGGUGGAGGAGGUAUCCACGCACGGCGUUGGAAGUGUCUACUGCCGGCCAGAAUUCCGCGGGAAAGGGUACGCCAAGCGCAUGCUGGAAGAACUGAGCACUAAGAUCGAGACGUGGGAUAUGGAGAAGGAGCCACGGCGGAAGUCUCUGUUUACAGUGCUUUUCUCGGAUAUCGGAAAGAAAUUCUACGCGCAGUUUGGAUGGAGGCCAUUCUCGUCUUCGCAUAUAUCUUUACCGGCUAGUGCGGGGCAGGAGAAGGCGGUUACGAGAGAUCUGUUUGCUGAAGAUGUGCAGAAGAGCUUGUGUAGUGAGGCUGUCCUCGCUAAAUUGUGCAACCAGAUGCUUGUGGCAUCGCAGAAGUCGAGUGGUGCUAAGAUUGCCAUUCUGCCUAAUUUCGAUCACUUUGUCUGGCAUUGGGCGAGAGAGGAGUUUUAUGCCGAGAACUUGUUUGCAGAACGCUCCCCGCCUGUAGUCAAGGGCGCGGGUGAUGACCGGGCUCGCGUGUACUGCGCUUGGAACCGGAACUUUGGCGAGACGCCCGAGGACAAUGUCCUUUACAUUCUUCGGUGGGUGUAUGAUGAUCCCACUUCCCCGGCGGAGGAGCAGGCCACUAUCAAAGCUAUGGCUGCUAUCCUUCGUCGCGCACAGCAAGAAGCACACGAGUGGAACAUGAGCAAGGUUGAAUUCUGGAAUCCGACUCCUCUUUUGCAGAAGGCUGUGGCCUUGGUGGACCCCGAAGCUGAGCUUGUCCACCGCGAGAAGGAGAGUAUCUCCUGUCUGCGGUGGACUGGUGAGAAGCAAGGGCUGGGCAAAGACGUGGAAUGGUGGUUGAAUGAGAAGUACACUUGGUGUUGA